AUGGUGUCCAACGGGGUGGUGCAUUUAGCGGUGGAGGCGCGGGCGGUUUGUUCGCACGAUUCCGUCACGUCAGUCCGUUGCGAUGUACGGCGCUGGACGGUUGUGCCCGCGAGUGGUGUCCCCGGUUCGUGUGUGAAUGUCCAAUGCUCCGUGCAAGGCGCGGGGGCGGCGGGACCGGUCGACGGUCGCACGCCCGACCCGCCGACCUUACGUUGGCAUAUACCAUUGGAGGUGGCGGACAUUGGCGAAGGCAGCAGCGGGAGUAGUAUGACGGAGGCGGCAGCCCUGAGCCGUGGUCCAAAGUUCCUGCGCAAGAAGGGCCGUCUCUCGCGGCUGCUCGACAAGCUGACGGUUCAGCUGCAAAACAAUAACCACUACCCGGUACCGACUUGGCUCAUGAUUGACACGCCGAGCUACGAGCCGAAAGAGCCGGAGGAGGCGCCGCUCGACCUCUCCGUCAAAACGGAGCCCCCGAAGCCGGAGAGGAAGCCGCCCGGGUACAACUGCGCCACGUGCGGCCAGACGUUCGCGGUCCACGACCGCCUGGCCAAGCACGUCGCAUCCCGGCACAAGGACAAGACGCCAGAGGCGGCGCGCGCGUACGAGUGCGAGAUAUGCCACCGGCGCUUCGCCCGCUCCGAUAUGCUGACGCGCCACGCCCGUUUGCACAGCGGGAUCAAGCCUUACUCCUGUUCCGCUUGCGGGCAGGUGUUCUCGCGCUCCGACCACCUGGCAACCCACCAGCGCACGCACACAGGCGAGAAACCGUACCGGUGCCCCGUGUGCCCGUACGCCGCCUGUCGCCGCGACAUGAUUACGCGCCACAUGAGGACGCACACGCGCCGCCCGCAGCCAGCCGAAAUC
Messenger RNA from Iphiclides podalirius (scarce swallowtail), 864 nucleotides. NCBI's taxonomy places the organism in Eukaryota, Metazoa, Arthropoda, Insecta, Lepidoptera, Papilionidae. The record is from the annotation of a GenBank genome assembly.